Messenger RNA from Rotaria sp. Silwood1, 366 nucleotides. The record is from the annotation of a GenBank genome assembly. Lineage: Eukaryota; Metazoa; Rotifera; Eurotatoria; Philodinida; Philodinidae.
AUGUUAAAUAAUAUAGAAUUUACCCGUUUUUCAUUUAUAUUACGAUUACUUGUUCAACUCGCACAAGUCCAUGUUAUAUGUUUAUUUGAAGUACAUCAACAUAUUUCAAAUGUUAUUGAAAAUUUAUCAUCUGAUCAAGAUUAUAUAGAUUCACUUGAUAAAAAACAUAUUUUUCAAUAUUUACUUAAUGUUAGUUGUGCGAUAGAGACACAAUCAUCAUUAUCGAAACUAGAAUUAAUUACUGAAAAAGAUAUGGACAAAGAAUUUGAUAAUGAACUUUAUUAUAUUAGAAAGAACUCAGUUCUAUUUCUUAAAAGAAAUUAUUUUCUUAAUGAAUUUCGAACAUUUUUUAGUAAUCCUAUCUGA